GGGGAAAAAUCCAAUUAGCAUUGCUUUCGUGUUGGCUUCGAAUUAAAUCCCUAAAAAGUUUCCUUCUCGCUUGAAAAAUCUGUCCUCUCUAUUUAAACUCAAAUUGGAACAAACCCUUUUUCUAAUUAUCUCUAUCAAUCAAUUGGGUUCUUGUUUUUAAUUGAAACCCUAAUUUCUUAAAGCCUCCAUUGGUUUUUUUUUUGGUGGAUAAUCAAGGAUCAAAUUUAGCAAUGGCGAAAAGUUCCUUUAAGCUUGAACAUCCUUUGGAAAGGAGGCAGGCUGAAUCUGGUCGCAUCAGGGAGAAGUAUCCAGACAGAGUUCCUGUUAUCGUGGAGAAGGCUGAAAGGAGUGACAUUCCUGACAUUGAUAAAAAGAAGUAUCUUGUUCCAUCUGAUUUGACUGUGGGGCAAUUCGUUUAUGUUGUACGCAAAAGGAUUAAGCUUAGUGCGGAGAAAGCUAUAUUUGUUUUUGUGAAGAACACUCUCCCUCCUACUGCUGCUUUGAUGUCUGCAAUUUAUGAAGAAAACAAGGAUGAAGAUGGCUUUCUGUAUAUGACUUACAGUGGAGAGAACACAUUUGGUUCCCCAUAACUUCUUUAGCACUACGUUAUUAUAUCUAUGUAAAUGGCUAAAAGGGAAAGGCGUAAAUUCUCAAUGGUUCCACUUAGGCUAUGGUUUCUGUUCUUGACGAUGAACUUGGAAUUUUAUUUUCUUAAUGGAAGAAAUUAACUUUAUCAA
This is a messenger RNA of Gossypium raimondii (Peruvian cotton), 737 nucleotides long. Its product is annotated as autophagy-related protein 8C. The record is from RefSeq and is a predicted model, not a curated record. The transcript has 6 exons. Gene Ontology annotation, biological process: cellular response to nitrogen starvation. Bases 231 to 590 code for a protein of 119 amino acids. NCBI's taxonomy places the organism in Eukaryota, Viridiplantae, Streptophyta, Magnoliopsida, Malvales, Malvaceae.